AUGGUCUUUCGCCUUCAAUAUGAUAGGCGUAGCAUCAGCAUCAAACUUUCACCAGAUAUAAUUUCAUCGACAAGUGUCAACGGAUCACUGAACAAAUACAAUUUAAGGGCUGAAUUUCAGUCUCGAGCUGUAGUGAUUUUGUUGGGCGACAGCGUGCACAAUUUCAUUGACGGUAUAGCCAUUGGUGCAUCUUUCCAUCAUUCCAUUCAACUUGGCAUCAUCACCACCAUUGCUGUUAUAUGCCACGAACUCCCUCAUGAACUCGGAGACAUGGCAGUGCUCAUCGAAUCAGGGCUCACAAUACGAAGAGCGCUCCUUCUAAAUUUCCUCUCGGCUCUGACCGCGUUCUUUGGUCUCUUCAUAAGUGUUGUAAUAGGCAAGAUAUACCUCAUACUCCAAAUUAUUAUAAUCAGAGAGGUAAAGGAGGUUGAAAUGUGGUUGCUGGCCAUUACUGCUGGGAUGUUCAUUUACGUUGCCUGGAUCGAUAUGCUCGCUCACUUGAAACACGAUGGCUCGCACAUUGAUCACUGGGUAUCAGCCUGCGUUAUACAAUACUCAGGAUUCACACUGGGAUUCGUGGUGAUUUUCGCUCUAGGCUGGUUCGAAAAAAAUCUCUUUUCCAGCUGA
This is a messenger RNA of Angiostrongylus costaricensis, 627 nucleotides long. Lineage: Eukaryota; Metazoa; Nematoda; Chromadorea; Rhabditida; Metastrongylidae. The record is from the annotation of a GenBank genome assembly.